CUCCAUCUCACCUGUCUAUACUCAGUGACGUUUAACAGUUGGCUCUCCAAGGAGAAAAGCCUGAUAGGUAGUACUUGCCAAUUACCAUGGUGUAAAUCCUUCUACCAAGACUGAUUUUAAUUUACCCACUCUGAGCUGGGAAGAGAUGUACAGUAGUGCAUUAUUAUAUAGUAUUUCCCUCAUACAGAUAUAAUAGGUGUAAAUAAUCUCAUGACCAUAAACAAUAGUAAAAUACAGUAAAAUAAUUAGAAAGUGAUGAGUUUUAAAUAUUUACUAUCACUUUAAAAAUAUAAUUUUAAGUUUAUAUAAUUUAAUUAUUAAAAUAGUGGCUGUAGUUAACAAUCAGCUCCAAAAUUUACUGAAAAUGUUACAACCAACUCUCUUGAGCCAGUCCAUGCCUGCCCUGGCAUACCACUGUAUGUGUGUUUGUAUCUUUGAAAAUAGCACUUUAGCAUCCACCGUCGGGUGGGUCCUACUACCAAGCUACUGAAAUUGUCUCAUGGCAGUGUUACUUACCAGUGCCUGCUGUGGGCCUUUUGCUAUGACUGGUCUAACAGCUACAUGAAAUAUGUUGGUUUUAUGGACUUUAUAAUCUAGGCAGUGAAGGGGAACAUACUUAUUCAUCUGUCCCACCCAUUAGUCCAUCUGUCUAUUUGUGCAUCCCCCACCAUUUAAUCAUUCAUCUCUUUUUUUCCACCCACUCAUCCACGCUUCCAUCCAUCUGAACAUUCACCAGUCUGUUUACCCAGAUCUUCCUCCCUCCCUUCCUCCAUCCAUUUUUACUUUCUUCCCUUCAUCCAUCUACCCACCCACCAGUAAAUCAAUGAGUGCUUGUUUAUCACGCUCCUGUAGUGAGUCAGGUGUUGUGCUUGUGUUUUAAAUAUGUAUAAAACUUGUUCUCUACUCUAUAGAAGCUCCUGAUUGAGAGAGAUGUGAGUAGUUACAACAGCCAGGAUAAAGGCAGAUGCAAAGUGCUUUCAGAGGUGAGAAGAAAAAAUGAGUAAUUCUGUUAGGAGUAGGCAAGCAGGUUGGGAAUGGCUUUACGGGGACUGACAUUUACUUUGCUUUUCAGAUUUCAAGUGGGCAUUUCCUAGGUGGUGGGGGAAGGGCACCCUAGGCAGAGAGGGCAGCGUGUGAAAAGGCACAGAGGCUGGGGAGCCUGUCCCACAGGGUUGUUUUAAUUGCCUUCUCUGAACUCCCAGUUCACACAGAAGCCUGGCAGGCAGGGUUGGCUUCUAGGAGAAGGGGGAGUUCUGCUAAGUGGAGGGGACCAGGGAGGCACAUGGGACCAGAGAACCUGCCCAUAGGGACUGAGGGUUAGAGUAGCAUGGAACUGUGGUGUGAGGGAUGCCACCAGCUGAUGCACUUGAAGGCAUUUUUUAGGGACAUGGAGAUGACGGAAAUAAUGAAAGGAAACUAACAGUAAAGGCACCACCUAUGUGCUAAGCACUUUACAAACACUGAGUCCCCACAAUAGACACAUUAGUCUUUACAACAGAUAAUAGAGUAUUAUCCCAUUUUACAAAUGUGGAAACUGAGGCUUAGAGAGUGGUGGAUUGCCCAAAGCCACAAAGCCUCAGUGUAGUCUGUGUCUAAACAUGUGCAGAGUUCUGCGGAUCUAAUCUCUCAUUCUAUCCCCUCAACAAUCCUGAGAUGUUAAGCAACCUGUCAGACGUCAAUCAAGACUCCAAGGUCUUGGCUGGGCAUGAUAAGGCCAGACGUCCUAGGGAGCCUGUGCCUAGAAGGUGGAGCUGAGGUGUUUGGCUGGAUGAGGACAGCUGACAGUCCCUCUGUCUGCAGUCUGCAGGUGAGGGGAGCUAUGGAAGUUUGAACAACUGGAUGGAGGCUACGACUUAAAAGGUCAGUUUGUGACCAGACCAGAGAGAGGCCUUGUAGUGGCCCAGGUUCUCACUACCCACUUAGGUGUGGCUGCCCUGUCAGGCAGUGGCACUGAUUGAUGUCUGCUGUCAAUAAGUGUGCUUGCAGCUGCUCCCAAGCCUUUCUGCAAGGGCCUGAUUGCCAUCAUACCAGAGGAAGCACUUGGAAGGAGAAUGCAUCUGAUUAGUCAGUAACUAAUGAACACAGGGAGAAAAAACACUUGAAAAAUUCCUAGCAGGGCUCUGACAUUUGGCUUUCUGGCAGCUAGUAGAGAUUGUGGUUAAAAGUUGUUCAGAUCUGGGUUCUAAGGUUGGAGAGAGUGGGAGGAAGUGCUGUAGAAAGGGACUCAAUUUUGUUCUGAAGUGACCAGUAAGAAUUCCAGUUUUCAGCCUCACUUGGACUUAUUUGAUUUUCCAGGGAGUUUACAGGGAGAGCUGGAGACAUAUUUUGCCGUGGUGAGAGGUGGUAGCCGUGAGGCUGGUCAGCUUGAGUCAGAGGGAGCUUCACCUUUUAUUAGCUAUGUGAUCCUGUGCACCUUAACCUCUUGGAGCCUGUUUUCCAGUAUGUAAAAUGGGGCUGAUCAUCCAUUCAACAACUGUUUAGUGAACACCUACUAUGUGACAAGGGCAGCUCUAAAUGUUUGGUCCUGGCGUAUUGGAGCUGUUACUCCAGUGAGUGAGAGAUUGUAGAUGAGAUCACAGGUACAAAACACCUGGCACACAGUAGACAGAAGCACAGACUUCCUAGCACAUAGGGGAUAGUGAUCAAAUGAGGAAAUGAAUAGGAAAGUACUUUCUAUUAUAUGAAGUAUGAAACGGGGCAUUGAGAGGAAGAUCGAGGGCCGGGCGCAGUGGCUCACGCCUGUAAUCCCAGCACUUUGGGAGGCCGAGGCGGGCAAAUCACGAGGUCAGAAGAUUGAGACCAUCCUGGCUAACACGGUGAAACCCCGUCUCUACUAAAAAUAUAAAAAAUUACCCAGGCGUGGUGGCAGGCACCUGUAGUCCCAGCUACUUGGGAGGCUGAGGCAGGAGAAUGGUGUGAACCCGGGAGGCGGAGCUUGCAGUGAGCCGAGAUUGCGCCACUGCACUCCAGCCUGGGCGACAGAGCGAGACUCUGUCUCAAAAAAAAAAAAAAAAAAAAAGAGGAAGCUCGUAGGCACUGAAUGUGGGUUAUCCUGAGGUGUGGAUGAAGCAGGCACCUACACCCUCAUCCUUAAAAUAUCACCUGUUUCUCCCAGCACGUUCACCAGCCUGGUUUAUUUUUUUUAAAGGCAUAGUUUCAAAACCUCUGGAGGUGCUGUGUACACCCACCUGUGGCUUGUUCAUGUUCCCAUCAGACAAUGUCACCAUUGUGUGGCUGUGGUGCCAUUCACAGGCAUGACCCAGUGUCUGCUGCUGCAUGGGGUCCCAGAUCAGCCUUGCACACCACAGACUGGAAGAACUGGGGGACUUUGCCCCUGAGUGUUUCCCUACUUGGAUACAGUCCUGCAAUGGUAACUCAUGUUAUAUUGGCAUUUUUGUUUUUGCUACAGUGAGAUUGUUGUGAAACUAUGUUUGCUUUGUGCUUUGGUGACAUGGGAAAGUGUCAGCUCCCCUCUUGGGUCUGUUAGUCCUGAGUGACAAGUGGCCAGCCCUGUUCCCAGGGUCAGGGGAAACACUGUGAUGGGUAUUAUGCAAUAUGCCUUUCCCUCUCUCUCUGCUUUUUCCGCACUGCUGUAGCACUUGACCUUCUGUGGUAGUGGUUUCUGUGUGGGCCCCUCAGUAACAGUGUGGCAUCAUUAGGAGCCAGUUAUUGCUUUCAAACCCCGCGUACUUGUCACAUAACAUUGGGAAAGUCACUUUGCCUCUUUGAGCCUCAGUUUCCUCAUCUGUAAGAUGGGGAAAAUAAUAUCUCCCACAGAGGUGGGUUGGAAACUGAAGGAAUCCCUUGUUUGUAAAGUGUUCACGUUGCAUGGCAUCAUCUUCAUGGUAAUUAUAAUCACAGCUAACCUGUUGAGCCCUUGCCGUGUGUCAGGCAUUGGUAGAUUAUCUCAUUUCAAUCUCACAGUAACCAGAAUGGGUGAUCCAUUUUACAGAUGAGGCAACUGAGUCUCAGAUAGGGUAAUUCUGGGCAAGUUACUAAAACUAUCAGGAAAUGCUUGGAGCAUGUUUGGAACUAAAUUAUCUGACUCUAAGAAGUGUUCUCUUAAUGAUUUCACCGUAGACAUUUGGCAGAUGGUAGUUACUAUCCUACAUAAGACUGGAGCAAGCAUUGCCCCCUGCACAGGUAGAUGCUCAGGCAGUGUUUUCUUCAUGCACCAAGGCACGCAUGCAGCUCUAAGCUACUUAACUUGAUAUUCAGAGGCAAAGUUAGGAGUAGGGAUAGUCCCAGGAUGUGGAAAAAGAUGAAAAUCCUAAUUAAUGAGAAGCUGUGCCACUCUUGCUGGUCACUUGCUCUGUGUGAGUAUCCCUUUGAAACAAAGGCUUCUAGGUGGGCAGGUAUUAGGGUUUAUCUUUGUUUGGUGGUUGUGCAGGCAAGUAGGUUACUGCAGAUAAAAAGAGAAGAAACCAGCAGAUGGCUCUUCCCCUCCCCCUGCUGCCUUCUUCUGGGUCCAGACAGGGAUUUAUACCCUUUGGUAUAAAUGUUCAUGUUAGCCAUAUUACAAAACAUAUGUCAAGAGCAAAGGCUGGCAAUACAAUUCCUCAUAUGCUCAGAUGGGGAAUAGAGAACCCAUUCACAUCUCAGUGCUCCUGGAACCCAGCUUUCUAGGAGUCUUACCUGGCUCAAGAUCAGCUGAGAACCAAAGAGCCUUCCCUGCUGUACCCUGGGGCAGCUCAAAGGCGUGUCACAAAAUCCUUCUACUUAUGGGUUUUCCUUGAGGGAAAAGUUCCAGCAUGGCUCUUGCUUAAACAGUAUGUGCUCUUACUUUAUACAGAGUUUUGUUUGAGACAGGGUCUCGCUCUGUUACUCAAGCUGAGUGCAGUGGUGAUCAGGGGUCACUGUAGCCUCGACCUCCUGGGCUCAAACAAUCCUCCUGCCUCAGCCUCUUGAGUAGCUGGAACCACAGGCACAUGCUACCACACCUGGCUAAUUUAUUUUAUUUUGAGAUGCAUUUUCACUUUUGUCGCUCAGGCUGGAGUGCAAUGGCGUGUUCUUGGCUCACUGUAACCACUGCCUCCCAGGUUCAAGUGAUUCUCCUGCCUCAGCCUCCCAAGUAGCUGGGAUUAUGGGUGCCUACCACCAUGCCUGGCUAAUUUUUGUAUUUUUAGUAGAGAAGGGGUUUCACCAUGUUGGCCAGGCUGUUCUCAACCUCCUGACCUCAGGUGAUCUGCCUACCUUGGCCUCCCAAAGUGUUGGAUUUACAGGCGUGAGCCACCGUGCCCAGCCUAUUUCUUAUUUUUGUAGAGACAGGGUUUCACCAUGUUGCCUAGGUUGGUCUUAAACUCCUGGGCUCAAGCAAUCUGACUGCUUCAGCCUCCCAAAGUGCUGGGAUUACAGGUGUGAGCCACUGUGCCCAGCUUAUACAGUUUCUAAAGACUCUGGGGUCUCUUAAGGAAGGUCGAGCAACUCAGUAGGUCCUAAGGACACAUCCUUGUAAACAUCAAAACACUAUCAUUUAUAGUGACGUCCCUGGGGCCGGGGCCUGUCGGGGACUCGGGGGCUAGGGGAAGGAUAACAUUAGAAAUACCCAAUGUAGAUGACGGGUUGAUGGGUGCAGCAAACCACCAUGGCACAUGUAUACCUAUGUAACAAACCUGCACGUUCUACACACAUAUCUGAGAACUUAAAGUAUUAAAAAAAAGACAAGAAAAGAAAAGAAAAAGUGCAAUUGUGUUAAUUAAAAAUCAGAUCAUUAUAAUCUGUUUGGAAAAAAAUCCCAGUGGAAUUGUUUAAAAUGUGUGGCUCUCAGAAGUGUAAACCUUCAGCAAUCUAGAAUGACUUAUUCCUCCAAAACUCAGUGUUAUUCAUUUGAAUAUUAAUAAUGGUUGUUUAUUUACUACAUACUAUGUGCCAGACACUGUGUUAACCACUUAUAUGAUCUCAUUUAAUCUGUAAAGCAACUGUAUAUCACCACUGCACAAGUUCAGAAGGACACUGAUGUUCAGAAGGGAUAUGACUCCCCAAGGGUCACCUAGCUUAUAAGGCAAAGCCAGAGUUCAACCCUGGUCCACACCUACACCUGAGACUGUAGACACUUGCCUUUAUGAUUUUGUGGUUGCAGAAAGCCCACAAAUGUCCCAAGUAAUACAUCAGAAGAUGGCAAGGAUGGGGAUAGAAUGAUGGUCAUUGCCCUAGAGGUUGGGCAUGUGGGGCACUGCAGGGACAUUGGGCAGAACCGGACUUUUCUGAGAAACCGGAGAGCAGAAACCCCUGUUGUGCUGUGCAGCCUUGAGCAAAAGACUUGCUUCUCUGUGCUCUGCCUGUUUCUCCAGUGUGUAGGGCUGGGGACACCAUUUCACCUAUUUGACUAUUGUAAGGAGGUGGUUUUUAAUCCCAAGGUGGGGGCUACAUUAAAAGGAGGAUACAUUAAACCGUUAAGGAGAGAGGAAAGUGGGAAAAAGCCACCAGCUAAUUUCGGUUUCCUCACCCCAUGCAGCUAAAAGGUUAUGUGGACUUGUGGUUGAUACCUGUGGGGAUGGGUAUCAUACUCCUUGCUAGAUGCUGCAGAUGCAGGAAUGAAUGUGUCACCAGCUUAGCUCUUGAUAACAAAUGGUGCAUUUCGAUUUUCUUAAAAUUGUGAACAAUUGAAUAAGCAGUGACAUUCUUUGUGGUGUUCAAGGACAGAAUGAACACUCUACUAUUGUUGCAAAAUCAUUUUUUAUACUCCAGAGCAUUCAGAACUAAACCAUUUAACCACGUACUGCUCAGUCUUAGAAAUGACAUUGUGUUGGCUAGGUGUGGUGGCUCAUGCCUGUAAUCCCAGCACUUUGGGAGGCUGAGGAGGGCGAUCACUUGAGGCCAGGAGUUUGAGACUAGCCAGGCCAACAUGGUGAAACCCCAUCUCUACCAAAAAUACAAAAAUUAGCUGGGCAUGGUGGUGCACACCUUUAAUCCCAGCUACUUGGGAGGCUGUGGCAGGAGAAUCACUUGAACCCAGGAGAUGGAGGUUGCAGUGAGCCAAGAUCACACCCCUGCACUCCAGCCUGGGAGACAGAGUGAGACUCUGUCUCAAAAAAAAAAAAAAAAAAAAAAAAAAAAAAGGCAUUAUAUGAUGACAUUACCAAAGUCUAGAGUGAGGCUUCCUGAAUUGGGGCCAAACAGUAGCAUUCCCCUUACAAUCAAUCCACUGGAAAUGCCUCAGAUGCUAAACGACUGGUUUACUUUAAACAUUAGUCUCCACACUGGCAUUUCCUUCUAAGAAAUACAGUUUGCUCUGUUUCUCCUGGAGCUGCUAACCUGAUGCCAUCUGCCUCUGGAUCCAUCAGGCUGCCUGGCAUAUCCAUCUGCAUUUAUAGUUUGGUAGCUAAGGCUCCAUUCUAGCACUUUCAGUGCAGUUGUUUUGCAGAAUUUUUCUUGGGUUCUUUAGUGCUACCCGGCUUCAUUUGAGGGCUAAUUGCAGUAUAAACUUAGCAGUGUUAUUAUCCCCUUUGGUUUAACAUGGUACAAUUAUUAUCAGUUUUUGUUAUUACAACUAAUGAUUAGGUUCUUUACUUGAAUUGAUCUGUCAAAAUGUUCUCUUUUGGAUUUCAGCCUGUUUGAUGUGGAAUGAUGUGGAGUUAUAAGCAAACAAAUGAUGCACUCCUUAAAAUUCUGUCAGGGGUAAUAAAGUGAAUCAAAAUGAAUUCACUGUUUAGCUGUCUUAGCUUUCCUUCCCCUUUUAUCUUGUCAAGCCUUUGACAGCAGCUUCUCUCCCUCACAGAGCAGUUCUGGAGCACUGAGUUUUUGGUUAGAAGGGAUGGGCAGAGGGGUACCUCUGCAAGAUGGAGUGAUUGGAGCAAGAGGAUGGCUGGACUCAUUCUUGGGUACUAGUGUCAAAGGAUCCUAGAGACUUUCUCGUGAAAUGACUUGAUGAUUUAGAAUUGGAAUUGGGGAUGGGAUGGUGGUUUUGGUCUUUCCUGCUGUUCUUUGUCCAAUCAGUUUCUACUGAAACUUCACAGCUAUCCACCUGGGGGCAAACCAGGAUGAAGAAUCAAUGGGCUCCUGGGGAAAAAGCAACAGCAGCCCUCAAUUUUCCAUCAUUUUAGGGAAUGAAAGCCUUUGGAGAAAACAAUUCUGGAUAGCUGAGGCUCAGACAGGAAGCCUGCUUGCUUUAAGCCCUUACUCAAAAUCUUGAGCCCUUACUCAAAACGCACAUUGCUCCGUUUUUGCUGAAUUGCUGGACCUGAUGAAAUCUAUCUUUGAUGACUAAAGAAAUUAUAAGUUUAUUUUUCAAGGGUACCCCUUGGAAGAAUGAUUUUCCUUGCAUGAGCUAAUGAAACAGCAAGUGAAGGAGAUGGGGCUGAAUUUAUGUCCAUGAUUAGCAUGGCCCAUGAACACUGACUUAAAAAAUAAAUCUAGGUGUUUUCUUGAUUCACUUCAAAAAGUUGAGAGCUGGGGACAGGGAGGGAAGGGAGAGGAAACUCCAGAUAAUUAAUGAUCCUUGUGAAAUGGUUUCUGAUUAAUGAGCCUGAGCUAUGGAGUGAUUUAUUUUCCCUGCUCCCUGCUCUUUUUAAUCAAUAAAGAGAUUCUGAUUGGAGGAUUUGCUGAGAGCCCACAUCAUGUAAGUCUCAAGUGUAAUCAGUUUCCCAAGAUUUGCCCUUUUUCUCCAUAUUCAGCUCUACCUGGCGACCACUUACCAGCCUCCUGCGGUGGGCCAGCCCCUGUGACGCACUACCAGGAGUGCAGAGAUGGAUCUACACAGACUGGGCCAAUCAUUACCUAGCCAAAUCCGGCCACAAGCGUCUCAUCAGGGAUCUCCAGCAAGAUGUGACAGAUGGCGUCCUCCUGGCCCAGAUUAUCCAGGUUGUGGCAAAUGAAAAGAUUGAAGACAUCAAUGGCUGUCCGAAGAACAGAUCCCAAAUGAUUGAAAACAUAGAUGCCUGCUUGAAUUUCCUGGCAGCUAAGGGAAUAAACAUCCAGGGGCUGUCUGCAGAAGAGAUCAGGAAUGGAAACCUCAAGGCCAUUCUAGGCCUCUUCUUCAGCCUCUCCCGAUACAAGCAGCAGCAGCAGCAGCCCCAGAAGCAGCACCUCUCCUCACCUCUGCCGCCCGCCGUAUCCCAGGUGGCCGGGGCCCCCUCCCAGUGCCAGGCUGGCACCCCUCAGCAGCAGGUGCCAGUCACUCCCCAAGCCCCGUGCCAGCCUCACCAGCCAGCGCCACAUCAGCAGUCAAAAGCACAAGCUGAAAUGCAGUCCAGACUUCCAGGUCCUACCGCGAGGGUAUCCGCUGCAGGCAGCGAGGCCAAAACACGCGGAGGGUCAACUACUGCUAACAACCGACGCAGCCAGAGCUUUAACAACUAUGAUAAAUCCAAACCAGUCACCUCCCCACCCCCACCGCCAAGCAGCCACGAGAAAGAGCCUUUGGCAAGUUCAGCCUCCUCCCACCCCGGAAUGAGUGACAAUGCACCUGCUUCCUUGGAGAGCGGCAGCAGCUCCACCCCUACUAAUUGCAGUACCUCCUCGGCCAUCCCGCAGCCCGGUGCAGCCACCAAGCCUUGGCGCAGCAAAUCCCUCAGCGUGAAGCACAGUGCCACGGUAUCCAUGCUCUCGGUCAAGCCUCCUGGGCCUGAGGCCCCCAGGCCCACACCUGAAGCCAUGAAGCCGGCCCCCAACAAUCAGAAGUCCAUGCUGGAAAAGCUGAAACUUUUCAACAGUAAAGGGGGCUCAAAGGCAGGUGAGGGGCCGGGGUCCCGGGACACAAGCUGUGAGCGGCUGGAGACUCUGCCCAGCUUCGAAGAGAGCGAGGAGCUGGAGGCCGCCAGUCGCAUGCUCACCACCGUGGGCCCUGCUUCCAGCAGCCCCAAGAUUGCACUCAAGGGCAUUGCCCAGAGGACUUUUAGCCGGGCACUGACCAACAAGAAGAGUUCUCUGAAAGGCAAUGAGAAAGAGAAGGAGAAACAACAGCGGGAGAAGGAUAAGGAGAAAAGCAAGGACCUUGCCAAGAGAGCCUCUGUGACGGAGAGGCUGGACCUCAAGGAGGAGCCAAAAGAAGACCCCAGUGGAGCAGCUGUGCCCGAGAUGCCAAAAAAGUCCUCCAAGAUUGCCAGCUUCAUCCCCAAAGGGGGGAAGCUCAACAGUGCCAAGAAGGAGCCCAUGGCCCCUUCCCACAGUGGAAUACCAAAACCAGGAAUGAAAAGCAUGCCCGGGAAAUCCCCAAGUGCCCCAGCGCCUUCCAAGGAAGGGGAGCGGAGCCGGAGUGGGAAGCUGAGCUCAGGACUCCCCCAGCAGAAGCCCCAGCUGGACGGCAGACACUCCAGUUCCUCUUCCAGCCUGGCGUCCUCAGAAGGAAAAGGCCCAGGAGGGACCACCCUGAACCACAGCAUCAGCAGCCAGACUGUCAGUGGGUCUGUCGGGACCACCCAGACCACAGGAAGCAAUACCGUCAGUGUUCAGCUACCUCAGCCCCAGCAGCAAUACAACCAUCCCAACACUGCCACGGUUGCACCUUUCCUGUACAGGUCUCAGACGGACACUGAAGGGAAUGUUACUGCCGAGUCAAGCUCAACAGGUGUGAGCGUGGAGCCCAGCCACUUCACCAAGACUGGACAGCCUGCUCUGGAAGAACUCACUGGGGAAGAUCCUGAGGCUCGGCGGCUGCGGACAGUGAAGAACAUCGCUGAUCUGCGGCAGAAUUUGGAGGAAACCAUGUCCAGUUUAAGGGGAACUCAGGUUACACACAGCACAUUGGAAACCACGUUUGACACCAAUGUCACCACGGAGAUGAGUGGCCGUAGCAUACUCAGCUUGACAGGGAGGCCCACACCUCUGUCCUGGAGACUGGGCCAGUCCAGCCCUCGGCUCCAAGCAGGAGACGCCCCCUCAAUGGGCAAUGGGUAUCCCCCUCGAGCCAACGCCAGCAGGUUCAUCAACACUGAGUCAGGUCGCUAUGUGUACUCCGCCCCUCUGAGAAGGCAGCUGGCCUCCCGGGGCAGUAGUGUCUGCCAUGUGGACGUCUCAGACAAGGCAGGAGAUGAGAUGGACCUGGAAGGCAUCAGCAUGGAUGCCCCCGGCUACAUGAGCGACGGGGAUGUUCUGAGCAAGAACAUCCGGACCGAUGACAUUACAAGCGGAUACAUGACUGAUGGUGGACUUGGCCUCUAUACCCGUCGCCUGAACCGGCUCCCUGAUGGGAUGGCUGUGGUACGGGAGACCCUGCAACGAAAUACCUCCCUGGGCCUCGGAGACGCUGACAGCUGGGACGACAGCAGCUCCGUCAGCAGCGGCAUCAGCGACACCAUAGACAACCUCAGCACUGAUGACAUCAACACCAGCUCCUCCAUCAGCUCUUAUGCCAACACACCUGCCUCCUCUCGAAAAAACCUGGAUGUGCAGACUGAUGCUGAGAAGCACUCACAGGUGGAGAGGAAUUCCCUGUGGUCUGGUGAUGAUGUCAAGAAAUCAGACGGAGGCUCAGACAGCGGCAUAAAAAUGGAGCCAGGUUCCAAGUGGAGGCGGAAUCCUUCUGAUGUGUCUGACGAGUCCGACAAAAGCACGUCGGGCAAGAAGAAUCCUGUCAUCUCCCAGACAGGCUCAUGGCGGCGAGGCAUGACAGCUCAGGUGGGCAUCACCAUGCCAAGGACGAAGCCUUCAGCCCCGGCAGGCGCACUGAAGACCCCAGGAACUGGAAAAACAGACGACGCAAAGGUGUCUGAGAAAGGAAGGCUUUCUCCUAAAGCCUCCCAGGUGAAGCGCUCCCCAUCAGAUGCAGGCCGGAGCAGUGGUGACGAAUCCAAAAAGCCCCUCCCCAGCAGCUCUAGGACACCUACUGCCAAUGCCAACAGCUUUGGGUUCAAGAAGCAGAGUGGUUCCGCCGCCGGCCUGGCCAUGAUCACAGCCAGCGGGGUGACUGUCACCAGCAGGUCAGCCACACUGGGCAAAAUCCCAAAGUCAUCUGCACUCGUCAGUCGGUCUGCUGGUCGGAAGUCAAGUAUGGAUGGGGCUCAGAAUCAGGAUGACGGGUAUCUAGCCCUAAGCUCCCGGACAAACCUUCAGUACCGGAGUUUGCCGAGGCCCAGUAAGUCCAACAGCCGGAACGGGGCUGGGAACAGGUCUAGCACCAGCAGCAUAGAUUCCAACAUUAGCAGCAAGUCCGCAGGCCUGCCAGUGCCCAAACUGAGGGAGCCUUCCAAAACAGCCCUAGGCAGCUCUCUACCAGGUCUGGUCAACCAAACAGACAAGGAGAAAGGCAUCUCAUCAGACAACGAGAGUGUGGCUUCCUGUAACUCGGUGAAAGUGAAUCCGGCAGCCCAGCCUGUGUCCAGUCCGGCUCAGACCAGUCUCCAGCCUGGAGCCAAGUACCCAGAUGUGGCCUCUCCCACACUCCGCAGACUCUUUGGUGGGAAGCCUACCAAGCAAGUGCCCAUCGCCACAGCUGAAAACAUGAAAAAUUCGGUGGUCAUCUCCAAUCCUCAUGCCACCAUGACUCAGCAAGGUAACCUAGACUCCCCGUCAGGCAGUGGCGUCCUGAGCAGUGGGAGCAGCAGUCCUCUCUACAGCAAGAAUGUGGACCUCAACCAGUCUCCGCUAGCCUCCAGCCCCAGCUCAGCCCACUCGGCCCCUUCCAACAGCCUCACCUGGGGCACCAACGCCAGCAGCUCCUCCGCAGUUAGCAAGGAUGGCCUGGGCUUUCAGUCUGUCAGCAGCCUCCACACCAGCUGUGAGUCCAUCGACAUCUCCCUCAGCAGUGGAGGGGUCCCCAGCCACAAUUCUUCCACUGGCCUCAUCGCCUCCUCCAAGGACGACUCCUUGACUCCCUUUGUCAGAACUAACAGUGUGAAGACCACACUGUCAGAAAGCCCUCUCUCUUCCCCUGCUGCUAGCCCUAAGUUCUGCAGAAGUACUCUGCCCAGGAAACAGGACAGUGACCCGCACCUUGAUAGGAACACUUUGCCUAAGAAAGGACUCAGGUAUACUCCCACCUCCCAGCUUCGCACGCAAGAAGAUGCAAAAGAAUGGUUACGGUCCCAUUCUGCAGGAGGCCUUCAGGACACCGCUGCCAAUUCCCCCUUUUCCUCUGGCUCCAGCGUGACUUCUCCCUCCGGAACAAGAUUCAACUUUUCCCAGCUUGCGAGUCCCACCACUGUCACCCAGAUGAGCUUGUCCAACCCGACCAUGCUGAGGACUCACAGCCUCUCCAAUGCUGAUGGGCAGUAUGAUCCAUACACUGACAGCCGCUUCCGGAAUAGCUCCAUGUCCCUGGAUGAGAAGAGCAGAACCAUGAGCCGUUCAGGCUCAUUCCGGGAUGGGUUUGAAGAAGAAUCAUGGGAGAAAAGUUCUGUGGACAACUUUGUCAGCCGUCUUCACAGCUCACUUCAUUUCUCUCUUCCUUUGUUCCAUCACGCAAGGUAUGAGUUAGUUCAUGGAUCCUCACUCUCCUUGGUUUCCAGCACAUCGUCAGUUUAUUCUACACCAGAAGAAAAAUGCCAGUCAGAGAUUCGCAAGCUGCGGCGGGAACUGGAUGCCUCCCAGGAGAAAGUUUCAGCUUUGACCACCCAGCUGACAGCAAAUGCUCACCUUGUGGCAGCCUUUGAACAGAGUCUUGGUAACAUGACAAUCAGGCUCCAGAGUCUGACCAUGACAGCUGAGCAGAAGGACUCAGAACUGAAUGAGUUAAGAAAAACCAUUGAGCUGCUAAAGAAACAGAACGCAGCUGCCCAGGCUGCCAUUAAUGGAGUAAUUAACACACCUGAGCUCAACUGCAAAGGAAACGGCACUGCCCAGUCUGCAGACCUCCGCAUCCGCAGGCAGCACUCCUCAGACAGCGUCUCCAGCAUCAACAGUGCCACCAGCCACUCCAGCGUGGGCAGCAACAUAGAGAGUGACUCAAAGAAGAAGAAGCGGAAGAACUGGGUCAAUGAGUUACGCAGCUCCUUCAAGCAAGCUUUCGGGAAGAAGAAGUCCCCAAAAUCUGCGUCCUCUCAUUCAGAUAUUGAGGAGAUGACGGAUUCUUCUUUGCCUUCCUCACCAAAGUUACCGCACAAUGGGUCCACAGGUUCCACCCCACUGCUGAGGAAUUCUCACUCCAACUCUCUAAUUUCAGAAUGCAUGGAUAGUGAAGCUGAGACCGUCAUGCAGCUCCGAAAUGAGUUAAGAGACAAGGAGAUGAAGCUGACGGAUAUCCGCUUAGAAGCUCUCAGUUCUGCCCACCAGCUGGACCAGCUCCGGGAGGCCAUGAACAGGAUGCAGAGUGAAAUAGAGAAGCUGAAAGCUGAGAAUGAUCGGCUGAAGUCAGAGUCUCAAGGCAGUGGCUGCAGCCGGGCUCCUUCCCAAGUGUCCAUCUCUGCCUCCCCGAGGCAGUCCAUGGGCCUCUCCCAGCACAGCUUGAACCUCACUGAGUCAACCAGCCUGGACAUGUUGCUGGAUGACACUGGUGAAUGCUCGGCUCGGAAGGAAGGAGGCAGGCAUGUUAAGAUAGUUGUCAGCUUUCAGGAGGAAAUGAAGUGGAAGGAGGAUUCCAGACCACAUCUCUUUCUUAUUGGCUGCAUUGGAGUUAGUGGCAAGACGAAGUGGGAUGUGCUCGAUGGGGUGGUUAGACGGCUGUUCAAAGAAUACAUCAUUCAUGUCGACCCAGUGAGUCAGCUAGGGCUGAAUUCAGACAGCGUUCUUGGCUACAGCAUUGGAGAAAUCAAGCGCAGCAACACUUCCGAAACACCGGAGCUGCUUCCUUGUGGCUAUCUGGUUGGAGAGAACACGACCAUCUCAGUGACUGUGAAAGGGCUCGCAGAAAACAGCCUGGACUCACUGGUGUUUGAGUCCUUGAUUCCCAAGCCCAUCCUGCAGCGCUACGUCUCCCUCCUGAUAGAGCACCGUCGGAUCAUUCUCUCUGGCCCCAGCGGCACUGGGAAAACCUACCUGGCCAACCGGCUGUCUGAGUAUAUAGUGCUUCGAGAGGGACGGGAGUUGACAGACGGGGUUAUCGCCACCUUUAACGUGGACCAUAAGUCCAGCAAGGAAUUGCGCCAGUACCUGUCCAACCUUGCUGACCAGUGCAACAGUGAGAACAAUGCUGUGGACAUGCCCCUCGUCAUCAUCCUGGACAACCUACACCACGUGAGCUCUCUGGGAGAGAUCUUCAAUGGGCUGCUCAACUGCAAGUACCACAAAUGCCCUUACAUAAUUGGCACAAUGAACCAGGCUACCUCUUCGACUCCCAACCUGCAGCUUCACCAUAACUUCAGAUGGGUGCUUUGUGCCAACCACACGGAGCCUGUGAAGGGUUUCCUUGGCCGAUUCCUGAGGAGGAAGCUCAUGGAAACAGAGAUCAGUGGGCGGGUGCGCAAUAUGGAGCUGGUAAAAAUCAUUGACUGGAUUCCCAAGGUCUGGCAUCACCUCAACCGCUUCCUGGAGGCUCACAGUUCCUCGGACGUCACCAUCGGCCCCCGGCUCUUCCUGUCAUGCCCCAUCGAUGUGGACGGCUCGAGAGUGUGGUUCACCGACUUGUGGAACUAUUCCAUUAUCCCCUAUCUCCUGGAAGCCGUCAGAGAAGGACUCCAGCUCUAUGGAAGGCGCGCCCCCUGGGAGGAUCCUGCCAAGUGGGUGAUGGACACAUAUCCAUGGGCAGCCAGCCCACAACAGCACGAGUGGCCUCCCCUGCUGCAGUUACGGCCUGAGGAUGUCGGCUUCGACGGCUACUCCAUGCCUCGGGAGGGAUCGACAAGCAAGCAGAUGCCCCCCAGUGAUGCUGAAGGUGACCCGCUGAUGAACAUGCUGAUGAGGCUGCAGGAGGCAGCCAACUACUCCAGCCCCCAGAGCUAUGACAGCGACUCCAACAGCAACAGCCAUCACGAUGACAUCUUGGACUCCUCUUUGGAGUCCACUCUGUGACAGGGGCCCGGAGCCCAGCGCCCUCCUCUUCUCCUCACCGCAUUCCACCUGCAUCCCCCACAUCACCCUGAAGAUGACUUCCUGAGCCAGCCCCCAGCCACAGCCUUAGAGCUGCGGGAACACCGAGACCCCCCGUCCUUCAGCCUCGACCUGGGUGCAGGCAUCCCGGGCCAGCUGCCUGCGGACCGCUUCCUUCCACAGCGAGAACUGCACUACCUUCUGUUGUACUUUAAUUAUUGUUUUGCCUUGUUGCUGUGACCUCCCUAAGACACUGAAGAUACUUCUCGGGAAAGGAUCAUCGCCGUUGAAAUGAAAAGAGAGACAGAGAGAAAAAAAAAAAGAGAACCCACAUGAAGCUCUGAAACCAAACAGCAUCCUGCCAUGAGCUUCCCAGAGACAGAAGAGACUGGAGCAAAGUCGGAAACACAGAGAAGCACGGCUUCCCCUCAGCACAGACCCUCCAGACUGGGUCUCAGAGCCGUGCCACCCACCCUCCCACACAGCCGGCCACAGGGAGAACUGGUGCUAACCAGGGUGCUUGCUUUGGUCACGUUCAACGCACUACAGAGCUACGACACAGGGAAACCUUAGGAGCAAAUAAACCGUGCUUUCAUGUUUUUUAAAUGGUGCUUUCCUUACCCGAGAGGUAUUUUGCCUGUUCCAAUCAAACCACCCCAUUCAGGUCCAUCAGCCUCUGAUUAAUAUCCGUGAGAGUGAGUGACGGAGUGAGAGUGUGAGCGAGUGGAUGUGGCUGUCAGUGCAGAACAGCAUGUGUCUCUUUCCUUCUGAUAUAUGAAUGAAUCAGGUUUUUUUUUUUUUUUUUCUGCAAACACUGUGUAUAGUGAGACUUGUUCUACUUUGGAGAACAGGUUACCUUUUGAAAAUGAGGUUGAGUUUCUUCCUUUCUGAUGCAUUGAUUUUUGAAGAUUUUUUUUUCCCCCUUCCCCUCUUGGUCAGAAUCAAUCCUUUGGUGAAAGUAAGAACCGCAGGAGUUGAGUUUUGGUUUGGUCCUGCUCAGUUUUGGUUUUUAGUUGUCCAUCCUCACAGUCCUACACACUCGCCUCCUCCUGCUAGGGCUGGGGGUAUCUGUGUCCUUUAAAAUGGAUGAGGACCUGGUCCUCGACAUGUGGGUGAGCCAUGGACCUUGCCUUCCCUUCUCGUCCUUGAGGGUUUAGAACACACACCAACACCUCCAGCGUCCCCGCCCCAGCUUCCGGUGGGGUGAUGCGGUCACCCUGCAAAAGACUUGCACUUUCCUCAGAACCAACAUGACGCAGCUCAAUAAGGGUGAGGGUCACUCCCUCCCAGAAGCCCCGUCUGGACGAGCCUUGCCUGACCUCUUCGGUGCUGACCUUCCCAAAGUGAUGCCUUACUGGUUUUGUACUAACUGUGUUCAUUUUACAUAAGUGUCGUGCCUGCCUGGGGUUUGUUUUUUUUGUCAUUGUUUUCCCCAUUGAAACAAACAGGGCUAAAAAGUCAUCUGUUCAUUAGGAGAACUCAAGUUGCUGUGACUUUUCUCAUCCAAAAGACUCAUUUGUGUGGAUGCGUGACCAUGGGAAAAAGAAAAAAAAAAAGAUCCAUUUUUUAGGUUCUUUUCGGUCUCCAGCUGACAACCCAACUGGACAAUGAUCUGUCUGGUGCAGGAGAAGGCAAAAGUUUCUACAAGUCUACAUGACCUUGCUGAUACUUGUUCUAAUAGAAACCCAGUCUGCUGUGUCUUCAACAUACUGGUAUUUUCAUUACAAAGUAUGGUAAAUUUUUGAGUUGUUUGUUUCUGUUUUGUAAAGAGAAUCCUUAUUGGACACCAGUGAAGGUGUCUCUGUUUUAAUGAUCAGGGUUUUUAUUCCAUCUUUUGCAUUUCUUCUAUUUCUGAAGGUUUGUCUCUUGGCAUCUUUUUUUAGUUUCUUACCAUAAGAGUUUGACCCGAAACUGCUCACUUCACAUUGGAUGACACCAUGUUCUUCCUCUUUGAAAAGAAAAGGGGAAUGUGUCCCACUAGUGAAAGGAAAACUUUUCAACACUAUCCCUGCUUUAGUCUCAGCAAACUCAGACUAUUCUGCUUAGCCUUCAUUAGUCAUCUGGGUGUGAGUGUGUCUUGUUCUGUUUUUCUUUUUAAUAAAACUUUUAAACCAUAUAUUUAGCCUGUGACCAGGGGGGCCAAACCCUAAGAUUUCUGGUAAACCUGAAGGGUGGCCCUCCUCAGACAAUUUAUCUCCCAGCAAUGACCCUACUACACUCGCGUACUGUGAAUUUGGGAGGAGGUAAAGUUGACUUCUCCUCGUGGGCAGUUUUCCAAUCACCUUGUGAGUAGACACCUGCCAAUAUUGUUUGAAACCUUUUUUUAAUAUGACAUCCUCUCUUGUCAUUCUCUUCUCCCCUUUCCCACAGACUUCCCUCCUGGGUCCAGGUUCAGAACCAAGACUUCUGUACCUAGUGCUGCCUGAUUGGUGAACAUUGACUUCAAGUAGCAUAGCCCUUGUGUGACUCACAACUCCGUGUCCUUCCUAAAGUUUCGGGAAGCAGGGUUGUCUAAUAUGCACAUUUCUUAUUUUGGUCAUAUUUUUACUUUAGUGUCACUCACCUUUUACAAAGUGACUUUGUACUCAUUUAGGGCUCUAUCGGAAAUGCUUCCAUUUUGCCUUUUCUACAGUUAGGCCAAUUUUGAAAUAUAUAAAUUCUAUGCAACAUUUAUGUUGAGUUACCAAUGGAAGCCAAAAGUUCUCUUCCCAAACUGCCAAGAAUGAUACAGGCCAUAAUUGAAAUGGGAAUACCUUUUAAGUUUCAUUAGGGGUGGGGUGGGAGUGGGACAGGAACAAGACUUGCCUAGAUCUUUGUUGUAUCUUGGGGACUUUUACUUUGUUGUUUGAUGCUUAAACUUCAAAAUUCUCUGUAUUCAAAUUUGAUUGUGGCGAAUCUACUUCAAAAAGGAAAAAUAAUCCAACUUUGUGGAUAUUAAAUGGAAGGUUUGCUGUUUUGAUCUAGUUGUUUCCAGUGGAGCAGUUUUAUGAAAUAUGUUCUAUAAGAUGUACAUUUUUUCAUUGUAACAUAGAAAUUGUAAAUAAUUGAUUAAAGUGCUGCAUUUUGAUGAAUUUUUUCUAGCCAUUUUUAAAGAGAAAACUAGGAAUUGAGUAUUUUGUGUACGGUAUGUUUCCAUCCUCCCUCCCCUUCCUCCUCCCCUCCUCUCUCUCUCUUCCUACCUAUUUAAUUUUCAUUUGUCAUGAGGUUUUUGGAUUUGCCAAUGAUCUGCUGGACAUCAUGCCCCAUGUCAUAGAGAAUAAAGCUGAUGAUUGUACCAGUCUUAAAUUAUUCAUGAUUCAAUAAAAUUGAUGCUUAUUUAUUCAGA
Homo sapiens (human) is the source of this 19162-nucleotide messenger RNA. RefSeq names its product neuron navigator 2 (gene NAV2). Gene Ontology annotation, molecular function: ATP hydrolysis activity; DNA helicase activity. The transcript is spliced from 40 exons. NCBI's taxonomy places the organism in Eukaryota, Metazoa, Chordata, Mammalia, Primates, Hominidae. Gene Ontology annotation, cellular component: axon; cytoskeleton; nucleus. The record is from RefSeq and is a predicted model, not a curated record. Bases 8857 to 15819 code for a protein of 2320 amino acids. Gene Ontology annotation, biological process: cerebellar cortex development; neurogenesis.